AUGACCGCUGCCGCACCAGAAGGUACUUCCAAAGAAAAGCCCAAGGACAAUAAAUCCAAGGGUAAAUCUAAGGAAAAGGCCAAGGCACUUAUAGCUAAGAAAGCUAUUACGAAAGGGGUUAUUAGUAAGGAAAAAAAGAAGCCCCGUACCUCCACGACUUUCCAUCGUCCAAGGACUUUGCGUUUAUCGCGAUCACCUAAAUAUCCACGCAAAUCCAUUCCUCAUGCACGUCGUCUUGAUCAUUACAAAAUUCUUAAAAACCCAUUAAACACCGAAUCUGCAAUGAAGAAAAUUGAGGAUACAAAUACACUUGUUUUCAUCGUUGAUACCCAAGCUAAUAAGCGUCAAAUCAAGGAAGCGGUGAAGAAACUUUAUGAUGUUGAUGCUCUAAAGAUUAAUACAUUGAUAAGGUACAGCCCCACAGACUCUUCACGAGUUUACGAUCAAAUUAAUAACUUUGAUAAUUCUUUCCUCAUUAGACCAAACGGAACCAAGAAGGCUUACGUUCGUCUUACACCUGAUGUAGAAGCAUUGGAUGUUGCAAAUAAG
Messenger RNA from Funneliformis geosporum, 549 nucleotides. NCBI's taxonomy places the organism in Eukaryota, Fungi, Glomeromycota, Glomeromycetes, Glomerales, Glomeraceae. The record is from the annotation of a GenBank genome assembly.